GCCGCGGCGGAAUGUGGGGUGCCCGGGCGGUGGCGGCGGCGAUGCCGCGGUGGUGCCGGGCGCUGCACGGCUCCGCCGCCCUGGGCGCCUCCAGGAACCUGCUGCUGCGCAAAAUGCUCCGCAAGAACAAAAAGAAAUUUUGGUAUGACAGCCCUACCCUGGGAUCUAAAAUGAUGUAUAAACCAACCAAGUUGGAUGCCCUAAUGAAAAAUGAGCAGACAAAAACUAGGAGAGAAGAUAACAUACGCUGCAGAGUCUUGAAUGGUCUUAUUCAUAAAGCUAUGUCACAGAUGGUGACUACCUGUGAAGUCAGUCAAGAAUUUUAUGAUCUCAAGCUGGAAAUCUGCAAGGUGUCCCUGUCAUCAAACUUUUCAGCAUGUCGUGUGUACUGGAAUCCUGCUGCUACUAUGGAGAAAGAAAGCCAUGUGGAAAGUGUGCUGCGGAAGAGCGCUCCACGUAUACGGUAUCUUCUGAAGAGUCAGCAAAUUCUAGGAAAUGUACCCCCAAUAAUAUUUAUAAAAGACAAAGAAGCUGCAGCUGUGAAAGAGGUCGAGGACUUAUUGGCAAUUGCUGAUUUUGGACCUCCUGAAGAAGAAGAAGAAAUAUUUGAAAAUGAUUCAAGUAAACUGUUCUCUUCAGCAACUCAAUCUUCAGGGCCACCCAUGCGGUCUAAUCUGUUUGGUAUUGACCAUGAACUGCUGAAUAAACAGAUAAUGGACUAUAAAAGACUGAAAGUGUCAAGACAUAUAGAAAGUAUUCCCUGGACGCAAGAGCAGGAGCAGCAGCUUUCUAAGAUUCGGAAGAAAAUGAAAAAGAGAAAACCCAAGAAUCCUGAUGAUGACGACAUUACACCACAGAAAUACUUACUGGACAAAUAUGACGCUGAUUACUGGGAUGAUAACACUGAAUCGGUCUCAGACUAUGAGUUGGAGGAAGAGGUAAAGGAAUUGGAGAUGGAUGAUGACAAACAUUUAAGUCAUCCUGCUGAUAAACUAAAAUGAAGUGAAAAAGCCAUUCCUUUCAAAGUGGAGGAUACCAAUAGCAAAAGAAAAAGACUGCCAUAGACACUGAAAGGUUGUUUACCUGUUUACCACUUCCAUAUGUAAGAAAAACAAAAAUGCCAUUUGUGAUAUUCUGUUAAUCACCUUUCAAGCUGCUACAGUUGUGGAACUUUGAACAAGAGAGCAGUUUUAUAAUAAAAUACACCAAUUGCAGCACUGAGGUAAAACUUCUUGCAGUUGUGCUGAUUAUUUCCAAUAAAAUUAUAGUUUCUA
This is a messenger RNA of Pseudopipra pipra, 1274 nucleotides long. It is a transcript of the gene RBFA, whose product is annotated as ribosome binding factor A. NCBI's taxonomy places the organism in Eukaryota, Metazoa, Chordata, Aves, Passeriformes, Pipridae. The record is from RefSeq and is a predicted model, not a curated record. Bases 12 to 1001 code for a protein of 329 amino acids. The transcript has 7 exons. Gene Ontology annotation, biological process: rRNA processing.